Messenger RNA from Helianthus annuus (common sunflower), 1260 nucleotides. Its product is annotated as protein NEN4. The record is from RefSeq and is a predicted model, not a curated record. Lineage: Eukaryota; Viridiplantae; Streptophyta; Magnoliopsida; Asterales; Asteraceae. Bases 91 to 1035 code for a protein of 314 amino acids. Gene Ontology annotation, molecular function: 3'-5' exonuclease activity; nucleic acid binding. The transcript is spliced from 5 exons.
UAUACACCAUAUAUCCAAUACAUACUAUUCAUAUUCCAAUAUCAAUAUCAAUACUAAUAUCAAUCAAAGUUCAUAAGUUAGAUUCAUUAGAUGAAAUCCGAAAUGUCGAACGAGGUCGUAUUCUUCGAUUUAGAAACAAAUGUUCCAAAAAAUCCUACACAAAAAUUCUGGAUCCUGGAGUUUGGGGCGAUGGUGGUGUGUCCGCGAAAGCUAGUCGAGCUCGAGAGCUAUUGCACGUUGAUCAGGCCGGGUGACUUAUCUGCGGUCGGGGUGAAUCCCGCAAGGUGUCAUGGGAUAUCUAGAGGGACGGUUUUAGAAGCACCUUCUUUUGAAGAAGUUGCUGAUAAAAUAUUCAAGAUUUUGGAUGGUAGGAUAUGGGCUGGACAUAAUAUUCGACGGUUCGAUUGUGUUAGGAUUCGAGAAGCGUUUAAGGAGAUAGGGCGGGUUGCGCCUGAGCCUGUUGCGUUGAUUGAUUCUUUACCGGUUUUGUCGGAUAAAUUUGGGAGACGAGCUGGUGACAUGAAGAUGGCCUCGUUGGCUAACUAUUUUGGCCUUGGUGAACAAAAACACAGGAGUCUUGAUGAUGUUCGGAUGAAUCUUGAAGUUGUCAAGCAUUGCGCGACGGUGUUGUUUCUGGAGUCCGCGAUUCCUAGCGUUCUUAAGGAUCAAUGGAAGCAAGAUAUAUCACCUAGCAUCACAACCAGAAGUAGAGGCAAUGUAAUGGAACCGAGCAUAUCAAGCACAAUGAACCAAAAAUUGCAUCAAGAGGCACCACCGAGCAUAUCAAGCACAAUGAACAAAAAAUUGCAUCAAGAGGCACCACCGAUAUCGAUGAUGACAACAAGAAGUAGGAGCAAACCAAACAACGAAGAAACAAGCCGUAAAUCACCUUCGGUACUCAACCGUCGUCGAGUUGUCCCCUAUCCAACCGGAAACCUUGGACAGAUGACGGAAAAGGUGAAAAACAUGUUGCGAGAUGCACGAAACACGCCAUUGAAUAAUCUUCUCAGGCAUUCUCAUACGUUGCUCAGAUGAAACGAAUUCAAGAUUGGUUGAGUUCAAGCUUUGAAUUGGAUUUUGUUUGAGCUUCAACAAUGGAAUUGAUUCAUUAUAGAAUUCUUUGAUUUUUUUAUUCUACAUAUAAAUUAACUAUUUAAUGAUUUAAUCUAUGUAAUAAUACCUGUCAAUUAUUUGUAAUAUAAACGAAAUUUAAGAUUCUUUUGUUGCUUAAUCUUUUGAAAACGUUUCAUUUGAUGUGUA